CAACAAUAGAUCGAUUGUUCGACGCGUCUGGCUGAUUCAUGCUAGGACAAUGCGCUCGAUAUUUGCUGCGACCUUUGGUGCUUCGGCUUUUCGUCUGCGCAUAUCCCUACUUUGAUACAUAAGUAAGUGUCAAGGCCCGGCAUGCGAAUAAGUCAUGACCCUAAGUGAUGGUCAAUUGAAUUUUAUCUGACCCAAUGCUCAUCGGGGGAUAGCACCGCGAUCCAUGUUGCUCCCUAAUCAUGGGGUUGCAAACUGCCCCUUCAAUAAGCUUCCUAUCGAGCUCAAGGAGCUUGUUUUGCAGUACUCGAUGCCUACGGAGGUCCCUGAGAUUGCGUUCCUGCCCGGUGGCUUGCGCCCAAUUAUUCCUCUAGGUCCUCGUCCGGAUGACUCUGCAGAGCAUUAUCUGAUAAUCUACACGGCGUAUCCGGUGCUCAUGCAUGUCUGUCGCGAAUGGCGAGGCUUUGCCGUUGCCCGCACGACUCUUCGCUAUUCCCAAACAGCGUUGAUGGAUGUGCCAACCAGGCAAUUUCGUCCAGAAAUUGACGUCCUCUACAUCCCUGCUGUGGAUUCUAGCCCAGUCUGGUUCAGUGCUGACAGACACUGCUCGACAACUCGUCAUAUUGCCAUGCAGCCGCAGACUUUUCUAAACUACGGGGCACGGUCGUUGGCACUAAUGACAUAUUUUACAAAUAUGGAGACAUUGACGAUCAUCCUUCCAUCAUCCACGGGGCGCCAUUCCCUACAUGCCGCAUUCUCAGCUCCCACAGCACGAUGCCGGCUGCGGCGUAUCAGUGGUGCAUCGCUCAAUGACCUAGGCACGCUUUCCGUGGUGCAUGAGAGAGGGCCGGAAGCCAGGAGUCCAGGUCAGGUCGCACGAGUCUCGGCAUUGUUACAUUGGGUUGAGGUCGUAGUGCAAAGGACGGCCCAGUAUCUUUGGGCAACCCAGGAAUGGGAUUCUUCGCAGCAUGGAGAACAGAACCGGAAUACACAGGCCUCGCCUUUCGAGAUUUUGGUGCAGACUUUUAUUGAGUAUCGGUAUGAGAAUGGGUCGUACCACUGGAUGGAAAGCCGAGAAAGGUAGGUCAUGACUAUUCAUGAAUCACAACUAGUUUCAUCCAUCUACAAGACC
Molecule: messenger RNA, 1129 nt
Organism: Truncatella angustata
Lineage: Eukaryota; Fungi; Ascomycota; Sordariomycetes; Amphisphaeriales; Sporocadaceae
Exons: 1
Coding region: 224-1081 (285 amino acids)
Source: RefSeq, a predicted model, not a curated record